Messenger RNA from Octodon degus (degu), 4643 nucleotides. RefSeq names its product axonemal dynein light chain domain containing 1 (gene Axdnd1). The transcript has 23 exons. NCBI's taxonomy places the organism in Eukaryota, Metazoa, Chordata, Mammalia, Rodentia, Octodontidae. The record is from RefSeq and is a predicted model, not a curated record. Bases 1 to 3111 code for a protein of 1036 amino acids.
AUGUCACUCCCGAAAACAUCCGCACCGUUAAGCUCCGUAGCAUCAUAUGAGCGAACAAAAUCAAAAGUAUCUGCAGUUAAGGAGAUGAAAGGACUUCCAGAGAUAAGAGAGAAAAAAAAUAUGGUGGAUCAUUCCAAACCUCUUCCUAUACCCCUUCAGAAUGAGUUCAUCCCUGAGGAGGUUCUGCUUUCUCUCUCCUAUGCAACCAGUGCUGGUCCUUGUCCUGAAAAUCUGCUUCCUCCUAAGAAAGUUAAAACCACAAAGGGUACCCUUCCGCGUGUUGUAGAUCAUGUCUGGCAGCACCCUAUUCAAAGGAAUAAAUUCAAAUACCUGAUUGACCAUCCGGUCUCCCUAACCGGAGCUGCAAGGGAUAUUUCUUUUUUGUAUGAUGUCAAAUAUGUAAAAGGGGAGACUAGAGAAAAUGUACUUUGUCCCCCACAUGUUGGCCAUUCAUUACAAUCCAAAGAUGAUCAGGACAAACAUGAUGGAGUCCUCAUGCCUCAUAAGCCAAAGAGAUUAACAGACACUUUAAUUCCUGAAGAAUUUCACAUUGUGUCAAAUACAGGAGUUUCCGGUUUGGAGUGCUACGAUGACAAAUAUACUACUCUUCUCACAGAUAGUGAAAACAGACUGUUGCUCUUUCCAUCCAUGAAACCCAAUCGAAGAGUGGAAGUGGUCCAGCUCAAUGAAGUGAUGGAUACUAUGCUAGAGAGGGCUGGGGUAGAAAGUGAGGAAUACACAGGACCAACCAAGGUAAUUGCGAGAAUCAGUGUAAUCAGUGUUUCAGAGCAUGGGCUCUGGAGGCAGAAUGCCUGGGUGAGAAUAAUAAUAGAGGUGCCUAGAAAAUGCCUGGCAUGUGAUAAAAUCAGAGAGAGAUAUGUGCAAAUGCUUGACCAAAUUGCCAGGCAGAUGAUUGAAUUCUACAAAGACUUGGUAACUCAGCGAAUGAUGGAUCAGCGCAUUUUAGAAGAAUUGUAUAAUUUCAAGAAUGUUAUUGAGGAAUUGACCAGGGAACUGUGUUUGGUUCGGUCACAUGAUAUGAAAUUAACAAAGGAAGCAGAGAAAGCCCACAAGGAUUUGGCCCAAGCUGUUUUAGAUGCUGAAAAGAAUGCCAGGUGUAAUACGAUGAACAGCAAAGCGACCCUUGGUGUCGUAGAUCAGACGGAAAUGCUCUCCUGUUUUGUCAAUGCUGAUGACAUCCAUAAAGCCAGCAGGAUAGGUUAUAUCAGUUCGGACUUUGCCAUCGAUCUUAAUGAAGUGUUGCAUGCAAAUCUUCUUUACUUCUUCUCCUGUCAGAGCAUACUUGAAGGAAAAGACAUUCUAUCUCCCAGUAAGAAAAAUAUGUUUGAUUUGGUUAUUUCAGACUUCAAGCAGUGGCAAAGGGAACUAAAUAAUGAGAAAGAAAAUUUUACUGGAGAUAUCCUAGUAUCAAAAUAUGAUACUCUCAAGAUUAUUAAACAUUUACAGGAAAGCUGGGCAGAUAUUGGAACAGGAAUACUUGGUCGCCACAGAAGUGUUGAAGGAAAAAUGCCAGCAGAACAGCAAUACUUGGUGGAAAUAUUAAAAAACACAGUAAAACUCUACAAAGAAUAUGAAUUAAGAAUAAAUGGGGACAAUGGUGUGUCUAAAAUUAUUGCAAAUUUGAUUGGUUCCUUUGACUUCUGUUCUUUCAAGUUGGAAAACUCCCUGGAAAAAUCUGAGAAGUAUUUUGAAGAAUGGGAUGGAGUUAAUGAAAAAAUCAAUGAAAUGAAAACUCAGUUGGACUCAUUGUUAACCAUGCUGGGCUCUGCUUCAGAGUUCACUGACGUGGAUUCUGCCUCGGUACACCAGGCGAAUAUAUUUAACAUGAUUCGACAAUGGAUUUUGAACCUAAACAAUGAAAUUCAGAACAGCCAUACUGAACUUCGACGCCACAUGGAUGAGUUGCAUAUAUCUAUGAUCCAGUGGAUGGUAAAUUUGCUCAUUAUAAUGAUUCCUGACUUUACUGGCCAUGACACUCUCCCAAAGUUGGAGGAGGAAAGUACUGAGAAACAUGACAUGGGAAUUGCACAGUUAGAACUAGAUGCAGUUGUACUGGCAAAAAAGUUGUCUCAAGAUACCAGCUAUUUGAGCAGCAGCAAGAGGAUUCAGAGGGAGCUAGCCGACAUAACUCUAGCCUCUCCGCCCAACUGCAGUGCUGGUCCUAAAGGUGACAACAUCUGUGAGUGGAGACCUACCAUUCUAGGACUCCCAGGAUCUGGGUAUGAAGGAGCCCCGGGGUCCAACGUCUCCUCCCCCUCCCCCUCCCCCUCCUCCUCCCUCCUCUCGGCCGUGGCUCCGGCUCGGGCUCGGGCUCGGGCUCGGGCUCGGGCUCUGCGCGGUGACGGCGACGGCGGCUUAUUUGCAAAAGAAUGUUAUGAAUGGAUCAACACAUGCUCUCUCCUCCUUUCUGAGCUCAAAGACAAAAAAAUGAAAUUACUGACAACUGAAGAAAAAGAGAAACUACUUGAAGAAGAGGACAUUAUAAAACAAUUAAUUGAUCCUGAAGUAGACAAGCCUGUUCAAGAGGAUGAAGGGGAAAAUGAGGCUAAGCAACCUCAGCAGGAAGAGGAGGAAGAAGAGAAAGUAGAAGAGAAACCUUCAACAUCUACAGAGAAGGAAGAAGUCAUUCGAUUUAUUGGAGAAGAUGAAAAUGUUCAUUCCAAACCUCUAUUUGAAGCAGAUGCCUUGUCUUCCUGGAGAGAAUCAGCUAACCAAGGUACGCUGACCCAAAAGUAUCUUGAAGCAAUGACUGUAAUUGAACAUAUGCAGGCAAAGCUAAUGGAGGUUGAAAGCAGAGCCAGAAGGGCAGAAGAAAGGUUUGAGGAUGUAAAUGAAAAGCUUCAUUAUACUCUCAUAAGAAAUACCGAUCUGGAGAAGGAGCUAGAGGAAAUGGCCUUUAAGCUGAAGCCACAGUCUGAAAAGGAAGAGGAAGUCGAAGAAGAAAAAGCAGAAGAGGAGAAAGAAGACAAAGAGGAGGAUGAAGAGGAGGAAGUCAGGCCAGCCAAAAGUGUUGUAAAACCUCAAAAGAAAGAGGCACCACGCAAAUCCAAAACCCGGACUAAAUCCAGUAACAAGCCCAAGCCCAAGUAGCAUCCGUAGAGCACAGGGGUUCACAGUGGCUGCAUCCCCUGAACAUGCCAGACAUCGCUGAGCUGUGGAGCUGACAACAUGCCUCCCUUGAGGAAUUCCCCUGGCAACCACUGCUAGAAAGGCCGUGGAAGACAACCCAAGAGCUUUUUCUCUCAAAAAACACAGCAGUGGCUAAGGGACUCAGUGUACUAGUUUACUUCCCAGAUUAAAAACAGUUUAUGAAAAGGUUUGCUAGCCUCUUUGAUUGGUUUCCUGAGAGAUCUGUGAGAAGUGUUGGUUUCUGUUAAGAAUGUUUUUGGAAGACUUUGGACCCUGAACAAAAAAGUGUUAAAUAAAAAGCUUAAAUGUUUUCAACUCAGAAAAGCGGAUCCAGAUAAUACCCUUAGGUUUCUGUAGCAUUUUUAGAUUUCUUCUGAUUUCAGACAUUCGAUAACCCUACAAAUAGGAGAGGGAGAUACUGCUCUCCCCAUUUCUAAAAGGAUGACAGCGAGGCCCAGGACAGAAGAUUUUCUGAAGUUACAGAGCUGAUUGGCAGCCAGGUCCCCAAAGCAUUAGGCUCCUAGACUGUUUGGCUGUGGCAAAGGGGUACAUGGUCUUGGCUCACACGGCUUCCUUCACAGGGCCUGUACUGGGGGAAGACUCACCCUGAGUCUCCUUUUUUUUUUCCUUUUAUUACCUACUUUGUCUGUUCUGUUAAUGACCCUACAUCCAUAUAGUCAUGAGAGAUGGACUAACCUCAAAAUAAGAUAAAUGACAAAUGUUUAUGCUGGGCAGUCACUCACCCAGGGCCACUGCCUAAGCUGUACUUUACCUCUCUGACUCCAAACACUCCUGCUGCACUUGUUCUGGCUCCACACAUCUGGAAUUCCCUUGGUUAUCUCCUGGAAUGUGAGGCUUUUACUCAUUCAGCCUCAGAAGCCACCUAUCUCUAGAGCUCCCAGCUUUAUUUAUAUCUUUAUUUUUUAUUAGUACAUGUUUGCCAUACAUAACAAUCCCAUUCAUGGUGGGGAAUUGGUACCUGUACAUAAGAGAUCUUAAUUGUUUCUUCCCCAUUCCCCUCCUUUCCCUUCAAGCCUUCUUCCUUUCCCCAUUCAAAAAACUCUAUUACCAUUUUUUCUUCCCAUAUCUUUUUUUUAAAAAAUCCCUUUACUCUUCCUUCCCUCCUAUUCCCCCCUCCCUCGUUCCAGUUUGCAUCUGAGUUCUUACUUCUGCAUACCUAUCCUGUAAUUGCCUCUUAUUUACACUUUGGGAGUCUCACGCAAGAGAAACAAUAUGAUAUUUAAACUUGUAUGUCUGAUUUAUUUCACUUGAGAUUGUGGUCUGGAGAUGUAUCCAUCUACCUAUAAAUGUUUCAAAUUGAUCCUUUAUGGCAGAAUAGGACUCCCUUAUAUAUAAAAGCUACAUUUUCUUUAUCCAUUUCCUUUAUCAUUUGUUGCUCCUACCAACAAUGAAAAAGGGUUCCUCUUUCCUCACAGCCUCACCAGCAUUUGUUAUUGGUCGAUUUCUUGAUAACAGCCACUCUUCUGGAGAUG